AUGGCGGCAUAUCAAACGACUUAUACACAUUUCCAUGAACUCAUCGAUACAUGGACCAGACAUGCUCAAUCCAUUGAAACCCAAGUCAAAAAUCUAUCUGAGAAAGCACGAGUACUCGGAACGGCAUCGGACACAGUUGAAGUUCGUCAACGCUUAGAUGAAGACGAACAACGCUUACACGCUCUUGCUACGAAAACAAAAUCUAUCUUGAAAGAAUUAGCAGAUGAAAUGACCAAGAGAAAGAAAGAUUUACAAAGAAAUGAUUUGGAAAUGAUAAACAAGGUUAAAUCUGCAAUGAACAGUGCAUUGAAACAUUAUGGAGACGUUGUAACUGAUGUUAGCAAAAGACGCCAACAGGUACCCAAUCCUAAUCAAGAUACCUUAAUUGAUUUUGGAAAUAAUGCUUUGACGGAAGAGGACGUUCGUCAACGAUUACAAUUACAACGACAAAUGCAAAUGAAUAACGAUUUAUUAAUUCGACAAAAUGAAGAACAGUUCGCUAUUGAAGAACAAGUACAAACUGUCCAAACUGAUAUCAUUGAGAUCAAUCAUAUUAUGCGUGACAUUGGUGCGAUUGUUUCUGAACAAUCACCUAUUAUUGCUAACGUUGAACAGACAAUCAUUGCAGCCAACGAUCAUAUCAUUGCUGGCAAUGAUCGAUUGACCAGUGCUGCAAAGUAUCAAAAAAAAUAUCGAAAGAAACUCUGUUGUCUUCUGGCAGUUUUUCUCGUCAUCGCAAUUCUCGUCGUGGUGAUCGUUCUGAUUAAGCUGAAAACAUAA
Adineta ricciae is the source of this 780-nucleotide messenger RNA. The record is from the annotation of a GenBank genome assembly. NCBI's taxonomy places the organism in Eukaryota, Metazoa, Rotifera, Eurotatoria, Adinetida, Adinetidae.